Molecule: messenger RNA, 2838 nt
Organism: Pocillopora verrucosa
Lineage: Eukaryota; Metazoa; Cnidaria; Anthozoa; Scleractinia; Pocilloporidae
Product: adhesion G-protein coupled receptor D1-like
Biological process (GO): cell surface receptor signaling pathway; adenylate cyclase-activating G protein-coupled receptor signaling pathway
Cellular component (GO): plasma membrane
Molecular function (GO): G protein-coupled receptor activity
Source: RefSeq, a predicted model, not a curated record
AUGCAGGUGGAAGGACAGAGUUUUUUCUUUGACAUGAAUUCGUUGCUGGGCGUCCUACUUAUCAGCUUACAAAUUUAUCCUGGAACCAGCGUUUACGGACAGAGAAUUUCCGAAUCCUCCCGUUCUGAGAGAGUAAAUAAUGGCGAUCGACUCGUCCUUAAUUGCUCUGACAGAAACCUAGACCAGUUUCAAGGAAACGUGAAUUUCACUUGGAAGAAAAACUCCGUGACUAUACCGAAUGACGACCCACGCUUAAAUGCAGACGGGAAAGGCACCCUGCUACUUGAGCACGUACGGCAAAGGGACUCUGGACAAUACACGUGUACUUUUGGCAGUACAUCUCCGAAUAGUCCAACAACGAAAGUAAUGCCCUAUCGGAAGCAUUCAGCACAACGGGGGAACGAUCCAUCCAACGGAGUCACAUCCACGAGUAGUGUCGCAGAAACUGCCAUGACAAGCCUCAUAGCAAGUCAUAUUAGACUUGCUUACAGCGUUACGACAAAAAGCUCCACGACAAGAAGUGUAAUGUUAAGUAGUGUCACGACAAGCCGUGCACAAAAACAUAGCGUCACGACGAGUUAUGUCACAAGUAGCAGUAUCACAACAAGUCGCGUCACCACAAAUAGCGUCAAGUCAAGUAAUAUAACGACAGGGAGUACCACGACAAAUCCUGUCAUAACCAGUAGCAUCACGACGAGUAAUGUCCGGAAAAGCAGUAUCUUGGCAAGUCGCGUCAUGACAAAUAGUGCAGCAACAUGUAGUGUCAUGGCAGGUAGUGUCAUGAAAAGUCGCAUCAUGGCAAUCAGUGUCACGACAAACGAUGACACGAAAAGCAGUGUCGUAAAAAGCAAUGUGACCAUGAGCUGCGUCACGACAAAUAGUACAACGUCGGGUGGUGUCACGAGAAGUAGUGUCACGACAAGUCGCGUCAUGACAAUCAGUGUCAAGACAAAUGGUGACACGAAAAGUAAUGUCGCAAAAAAUAGAGUUGCGACAAGCCCUGUAACGACAAAUGGUGUCAAGAAAAGUAACGUCGCGACAAUUAGUAUCACGAGAAGAGGUGAUACGCCGAGCAGCGUGAGCAUGGUUUUGUAUACUACAGCGAUUGUAGCAACAAAGCAGCCAUCGCCCUCCCCUCGGUUAUUCACACAAACAACUACAAAUUUGAUUUCAAGCCUACAACUGCAGGUUGAAGCUCUUUUGAUCGGCGACAAACCCACCAACAUUAGUACAGUCCUUACCGAACUUGUCAAACUGACAAAGCCUGGGAACGAGCUGAAAGUUAACGCAAGCGAGCUCUCUUUAUCCUUGGAUAUACUAGAAAAACUAGUGACGUACAACUCCUUGGAGAACCACACUGCCAUUACCACACCAGCCGACCAACGUAACGUCUUGGAAGUAGCCAGUAAUUUACUGAAUGAAGAAAAUGUUGAAACGUGGUUAAUGUUAGAAGAGAAUCAAGAAAACAUCAUCGGUGUACUACUAAAGACAAUGGAAGAGUUUGGUUCUCAAGUAAGCAGUCAGCUUGGUAGAUCAACUAAUUCUACCUCCUUCGUCCUUUUAUCAAGAAACAUUGCUUUCAGAGUUGAUCGCUUAAACCGGAAUGAAACGCUUCAUGUGAAUUUCGCUCAGCACGGUGCAACAUUCUUUGCUCCUGGGUCAAUGUUUUCAGAUCCCACAGGGAGCCGUGUGUCGACCAUCGUCUACAAAACACUUCAUAACGUGUUUAGACUUAAGGAGAAGGGAUUCAGUGAAGCUCAAAAGGAAGGGGGAAAGCUGCAGACGAUUGGCUCGAGUAUCAUCUCAGCUACGGUUCUACCAACUCCAAAAUUCCCAUUGGCAAAACCAGUUAAACUGGUUUUUAAACGUAACAAUCAGAGCCGUAAUUUGAUUGGACAGUGCGUAUUCUGGGAGAUUGGCCGAUCGCAGCGAACGUGGCUUACACGUGGCUGUACACGUGUGGAUCAUGAAUCAAAUGCUAAAGUCACAACGUGCGAGUGCGAUCAUUUGACCAUCUUCGCUAUUUUAAUGAAAAACAAGCCGGUAAGUUCAUUAUCACAACAUCAACACAACCUUGAGUAUAUUUCCACGAUAGGCUGCGCAUGCUCUCUACUGUUCCUUCUGCUGACCUUUACGGUGGUUGUUUUGUGCUGGAAACAAGUAAAGAGUAUUCGAGUCAUAAUGUUACUGAAUCUUUGUGUGGCCAUUGCUGCUUCUUGUUUUUUGAUUAUCCUGGUUGGAUAUGCGAAAAAAAUAGAGAUGCUAUGCACAGUCACUGCAGUAAGCCUCCAUUAUUUCCUAUUGUGUGUAUUUUCAUGGAUGCUGGGUCAUGGCGUUAUCCUGUAUUUCCUGAUCAUCAAAGUUGAGACGCAAGACAAUAUAAAGUCAAGGAUGAAAUGGAUCUACGCCUUUGGAUGGAUUUCCCCUCUGCCAAUUGUGGCCGUGUCAUUGGUAUUGACUGGUGCCGAUAGUUACGCAGCCAAUAACUGCUGGCUGACAAUAGAGUAUGGGAUAAUUUACUGGACCUUCGUUGUCCCAGUUGCGAUAAUCGUGCUGAUCAACUCGAUUUUGUUUUUUGUCCUGCUACAUCGUAUAAGCAGAGCUUCAAGGUCCAAAGAAAAGAUAACACGUGCCAAGCACGUUAGGGCUUGGUUACGUCGUUCAGCAAUGCUAUUGCCAUUAAUGGGAGUCACGUGGUUGUUUGGCUUUCUGACGUUCAUUUCCUCUACAGUUGUUUUUCAUUACAUUUUUACCAUAUUGAACUCGCUACAAGGAUUCUUUAUCUUUUUUAAUGUUUGCGUCUUAGAAGAUACGGUGAGCUGUAACCAUCUGCUGUAA